AGUAGCUAAUACUGCACGCUUCAUUUCUUUUCAUUUUAAAACAUUAAAGUCCGACUCUUCACUUGGAGUAUUAUCUGUACAAUUGGGACCGGGAACAAAAACAACACGGCAAUAAAAGCGUCUUAACAUCUACGGAUAUUAUAUCGCUUCGCUUUAUGAGUGUUUUGCGAACGCAAGCAAAAUCGAUAUAUUUUCUCACGUCCUUAUAAGGUAUUUUGUCUGGGUUUUCUUUUAAUACAAGGCUGUUUAAUAAAACAUGCUCGGGCUCUGCUAGUCUUAUCUCCGACUGGAAACCGGUUGCCAACGAUUGCAUCAUUCCUUUCAUGUGACUCCCUUACGCCCCAAAUUCGUCCUGGCUGCCUUAUGACUGCAUCACAUCUUUCCGCUCACACAAACCCGCUCACAGAGAGACAACCAGCAGGCACUGUAGCCCCGCCUCUCACACUCACGGCCUUCUCUGAUUGGAUGUCUCUAAGCAAAAGAGUUUUAUCCUCCGUCCAGGGUUGGGUGAGCCGCACGACUGUCGGCGCUCAGCUACACAGCUGUGUGUUAGGCUGAAGCUGAAGCGCUUCCUCUGGAGUUUGGUUGCAGUUCAGCCUCCUAUAUAUACAGCCCCGGGAGUUUCCGAAAUUCAUACUCGGUGACUUCAACUGAACAAUGGUUAACAUGAACUAUCACCAAUCGCAACAAAAAUAUAUACACAACCCGAGUCCAAGACAGUCGAGAAAACGGCAUAAUAAAAGAAAAAGGAAUUACUGGGACACAAUAUCACCGACAACUCACAACCACACUUGAUUAAGAAGAAACGCUUUUAAGGUCUGGUGUGCUGGGUGUAGGAGCGUGUUGAGUCGUCGUGUCUGUGCGUACCAGCUGAUUGGUUGAGAUGACUGCGGAGUGGAUGUACCCCCCCGGCGUGGCGCCGCUGUGUGGUGCAGAGUUGGAGGCGUGGUAUGAAGACUUGCAAGAUAUAUUGGGAUCCGAUGCAGGUGGGGCCAAGCACACACGCCCCCCACCCUGCGCCGAGAAAGAGCCGGAGUUCCUGGAUGUCUUGGAGAGCUGCUCGCUCACCUGGCUGACGGAGGGGCAGGUGUGGGGGGAGGGGGUGCAGCGUGUGAUGGAGGAGCCUUCACCACCUCCGCUGCUCCUCAGCCAGCCACCGGCACAGGAGGAGCAGCGUGGUGCACGAGAGACGGCGAGCUCUGUUGCAGGAGACCUUCUGCCCCCAGAGUUCUUCGAGCUGCUGAGUGAAGGAGGAGUCGGACUGGUGGAAACGGGGGCAGUUAUGGUCACCAACGGGUACCACCACCACCAUCACCCCCCGAACCCUCCGCCUGCCUCCCCAUCAAUCAGUGAGGAAGAGCUGCCCACUGUCCCAAACUCGUCCCCAUCCUGCUCAUCCUCCUCCUCGUCCUCAUCCUCGCAGUCGCCUUCCCUUAACUGCUCACCUUCCUCCUCCCCCCCUCUCUCCCCUCCACCAGCCCCUGCCUCCUCACGGCUGGGCAAGAGGAAGAAAGGGAGUGCACUGUCCUCACCUUUCUCAGGGAAGAAGAGCAGAAAGGAACGGGAGCAGGAGAAUGAGAGGAAGGUGCAGGAGCUGACAGACCAGAAUGAGAGGCUUAAAGCUGAGAUCGAGCGACUUGGUGAGGAGGUUCAGCGGACACGCCGCGCGCUCAUUGAGAGGCUCGUCAACACCAGGAAGUGAGGGGUUACGGGAAGGAAAUGGCUAGAUAGAGAAAGGCUGGAAAGAAAAAAGGAACAAGUAGAAGAAUUAAAUGGUAACCGUGAAAUGCACAUAGAGACGAGAGGGAAAGGCAUGUGUAAACUGGGGAACAGGGCGAUUCUUUAAGGGUCUUCCCCAAGUAUGAAGGAUGGAGAGGGAAAGAGAGCGAGAGAGUGUGAGAAAGUGUGAUUAAGUCUAACUUGGUUAUAGAAAUAGAAAAGGACCCCAGGUUUAGAGUCAUUACUGUAAGAAUCAGCCUCAAUAAAUCAGGCUCCAUAUUUUAAUACGGUUUUCCUACACAAGAAGCAGACUGUAGGUUUAUUGUAUUUUCCUAAAUGCAGUAUCCAUCACAUGUUGCUUUUGUACUUGAACGUAAUUGAAUGGAGAAGUCUUCAAGUGGUAACAGACUCCCAGGGCAGGUGUAACUGGCAAAUACUUUUGACUAACCUCUAGAAAUUAAGCACUUAUUUGUCCGUUUUACCCUUAAAACAGAUUUGCAAGACGUGUAAAAUGGUUUUAUGCAAGGAUUCUCUGUGCAUUUCAUUGUAACCCAGUUAUAGAGGUAGAUUAAUAUCAUGUCCUAUCAUGAAUAAUUAAAAGGGCUUAUAAACAAAUGUUACGGUAGACCUAGUUCACAGAAAUAGCUCAGGACUGUUUUCUAGUGUUUUUUUU
Molecule: messenger RNA, 2392 nt
Organism: Ictalurus furcatus (blue catfish)
Lineage: Eukaryota; Metazoa; Chordata; Actinopteri; Siluriformes; Ictaluridae
Gene: ddit3
Product: DNA-damage-inducible transcript 3
Exons: 4
Coding region: 884-1702 (272 amino acids)
Biological process (GO): ER overload response; intrinsic apoptotic signaling pathway in response to endoplasmic reticulum stress; positive regulation of intrinsic apoptotic signaling pathway
Cellular component (GO): CHOP-ATF3 complex; CHOP-C/EBP complex; cytoplasm
Molecular function (GO): DNA-binding transcription activator activity, RNA polymerase II-specific; transcription factor binding; RNA polymerase II cis-regulatory region sequence-specific DNA binding
Source: RefSeq, a predicted model, not a curated record